UAGUUCAUGCUGUAUAGUUAGUAUAUAAAGCGUCGGUGGUACUGUAUCUUAUCUCAUUCGAAAAUUUCUGUGGUUUCUGUAACAUACACGCGAUUGUGCCUCGGUGUAUUUCGAUACCAGUCGGAUUGGACCGAUUUUGCGCGAAAUUUUGUUUCAAGUGUCAAAUUUUGAAACACUCCCAUAAUUAUUAACCUAUACAAAUAUGGGUCUGUUGUCUGAAGGAAACCCUUUAUCUUGGGAGGAAACGAAAAACCUCGCGGAACAUGUACGAAAACACGGAAUUAUUCAAUUUAUUAACUUAUACAAGAGGCUCAGAGACAGGCAAGGUGAUAUACUCAAAUGGGGUGAUGAGGUAGAAUAUAUGCUUAUUAAAUUUGAUGAUGAAGCAAAAACUGCAAAGCUUAGUUUAAGGGCUGUAGAAAUAUUGAAAACUUUAAAUGAAAAAGAAUAUAAUGAUCCAGAUAAUAUUAAAUCAUUAUGGAGACCUGAGUAUGGAGCUUAUAUGGUUGAAGGAACACCAGGAAAACCGUAUGGAGGUCUAUUAGUCCAUUUUAAUGUUGUUGAAGCCAAUAUGAGGUAUAGAAGGCAAGAAGCUACAAAAUUACUUCAACCCAAUGAAGUUUUAAUGUCUCUAACCAGUUUUCCAAGAAUAGGAGCAUCUGAUUUUACAGAUCCUCCUACACAACCAACACCAAACACUGGUGUAUCAAGAAGUUUAUUUUUCCCAGAUGAAGCUAUAUAUCCAGGUCAUCCGCGAUUCAAAACAUUAACAGGCAAUAUAAGACAACGACGCGGAGAAAAAGUUGCUAUAAACAUUCCUAUUUAUAAGGAUAAGAAUGUUCCAAAUCCAUUUAAAGAAGAUUUUGGUGCCUUGAUUAAUGAUGAGUCUAAGAGUGCAGCUAAAGAAGAUCAUAUUUAUAUGGAUGCUAUGGGUUUUGGAAUGGGAUGUUGCUGUUUGCAACUUACAUUUCAAGCUUGUAACAUAGAAGAAGCAAGGACAUUGUAUGAUCAAUUAACACCCUUAUGCCCAAUAAUGUUGGCUCUAACCGCGGCUAGCCCAUUUUAUCGAGGAUAUAUAAGCAAUGUUGACUGUCGAUGGAAUGUGAUAUCGUGUUCUGUUGACUGUAGAACACAGGAAGAACGUGGUUUAAAGCCUCUAAAGGAAAACAAAUUUAGAAUCAAUAAAUCUAGAUAUGACUCUAUUGACUCAUAUCUCAGCGAACAAGGAGAAAAGUACAAUGAUGUUCCUUUGACAUAUGAUGAUGAAGUAUAUAAACAACUUUUGGAUAAUGGAAUCGACAAAUUAUUAGCACAACAUAUAGCUCAUUUAUUUAUCAGGGACACUGUAUCUCUAUUUUCUGAAAAAGUGUAUCAAAAUGACCAAGAAGAUACCGAUCACUUUGAAAACAUCCAAUCAACUAACUGGCAAACAAUGCGAUUUAAACCACCGCCGCCAAACUCUCCUAUAGGAUGGCGUGUUGAAUUUCGCCCAUGCGAAGCUCAAAUUACAGAUUUUGAAAAUGCUGCGAUAGUCUGUUUCGUUGUUCUCCUUACAAGAGUUAUCUUAAGUUAUAAAUUGAAUUUAUUGAUACCAAUUAGUAAAGUUGAUGCAAACAUGGCUAGAGCUCAAAAGAGAAACGCAGUUAAGGCGGAAAGAUUUUGGUUCCGCCGAGAUAUUACAUCGGAUGCAAAAAACCAAGAUGGGCAAGCAGAAUACACAGAGAUUACCAUUAAUGAAAUUAUCAAUGGAAAGGAUGGUGUCUUUCCUGGCUUAAUACCACUUGUAAAUUCGUAUUUAACUAGUAUGGAUAUAGAUGCUGAUACCCACUGUACUGUACAAUCAUAUAUGAGACUAAUACAAACAAGAGCUUCUGGAGAACUAUUGACAACUGCUGCAUGGUUAAGAAAGGAAGUUAUUUCACAUCCAGCAUACAAAAACGACUCUGUAAUAACACAGCGCAUCAACUACGAUUUAUUAAAAAAAAUACAGAAAAUUGCUACAAAUGAAAUAUCCUGUCCAGAAUUACUUGGCACGUGUAUAUCAUCUAAAACUAAUGAAACAAUACCUGCAGCAGUUGCAAAAGCAGAAAAAAUUCCACUAUGAAAAGUUGAUAGCAAUACACUUACAUAGUUCAUAGAUAAUUUAGAUGAGAUUUUAAUUUAUACACUUCGUAUAUUGUACAUAUAUAACGUAAGUAACAAGUAUUCAGGCACAAUACUUAAUGUUGGGUGUUUGCAAUCAAUCAUUUGACAGUUUUAUAAAUAGUUACAUUCCGUAAAAUAAUUUUACUAUUAAUGUAUUAAAA
Colletes gigas is the source of this 2306-nucleotide messenger RNA. It is a transcript of the gene Gclc, whose product is annotated as glutamate--cysteine ligase catalytic subunit. The record is from RefSeq and is a predicted model, not a curated record. Gene Ontology annotation, molecular function: glutamate-cysteine ligase activity. Gene Ontology annotation, cellular component: glutamate-cysteine ligase complex. Lineage: Eukaryota; Metazoa; Arthropoda; Insecta; Hymenoptera; Colletidae. The transcript has 9 exons. Gene Ontology annotation, biological process: glutathione biosynthetic process. Bases 203 to 2104 code for a protein of 633 amino acids.